GUCUUUUUAGAAUUAGUACGACGUUAUCCUGCGUUACAUAUGUAGCUAACGUGCAUUUUAACUAUCGUUUAGAACUUUCACUGGUCCUUAUCUUCCAAUCAUUGCAAAUCAUAUCGACCCCUGGAUUUGGAUAACUUCUCAGCCCUCACAGCUAGAACCUCUCCUAUUAUCCCAAAUUCUUCCAGCACACACGAAAUACAAGUUGGGAAUAUCAUUCGAAUCAUCCACAUCAAGAAAUUUAGUUAUAAAAUCGGUCUGCUUCUUCUGUGACGAUGGACGACCACAAAUUGUUACCCACCUGCCCUCACAGCCCGAUUACUUUCCUGAUUAUGUAACAAAUCUACGCGGAAAACUAGUUCGGGUUUCCUUUUGUGAUGUGGAAUCGUUAAUUUAUGCCGAUCCCCCGUACACCGGAGUGAACAAUGCGAAACGAGGCGUUUGGAAGGGCUACCUUAACGAACAUCUCGUUCCCAAGUUCAACUGCACGUACAAUGCAUUCAUGUCGACGGGGAGAGGAUCCGGUUUAAAGUUGCCGAAUGGGACGUGGAUCGGCACUGUGGGGGAUGUACUCUCGGGCAAGGCUGAUGUGGGGAUAACAACGGCGCAUACACCAGAUAGAAUUCAAGCGGUGUCGUUCACCAGCUCAUUUAUGGACGUAAGCUACUUAGUCUUGGUAAAGGGACAUGGCACGCAGAUUUUUUCGCUGUUUGCCUUUCUCAAGCCGUUCGACGAGGUUAUGUGGAUAUGUCUCGGUAUAUCUACGUUGGUGGCGUUUCUUACUUUCAAAAUGAUUUCUGAGUGGAUGAAACGAAUCCAUGGAACUGAUUCUUGGACGAUCCAGCGGCAAAUUGGUUUUAUUCUAACGAGUUAUCUAGAUCAAGGUUUUGCACCGGGUAUUCCAAAGUUUACUCCUUUGAGAUGUUUUAUAGGACUGUGGUUCUGUUUUGGAAUUGUAAUCACGACAAUUUAUAAAUCAAAGAUGGUUGGACUUUUAGCAUUUCCCACAUUGGAACAAGUUCCCGAAACGUUUAAAGAAUUGGUCGACUCCGAGUAUCAAGUAGGAUUUCCUUUCCAUGGCAAUGCUGCGUACAAUACCCUGAAAGCAUCAACAAAUCCGGUGUAUGUGAAAUUAGUGAAAAACAUGGAGAUCAUAACUGGUUCUGGGUUAGAUUGUUUGGAAAGAGUGGCCAAGACCGAUAAAUCCGCGUGCAUCUUAUAUUUGGGGUCGGACGCUUAUCUAAGAGCGGCUAAUUUAUCGGAUUCCGACAUAAGGAAAUUGGUGUAUGCUCCAGAAACGGUGUUUAACGUUUUCAUCGGUCUUAUCCUCGAACCUGGUUCUAUCUAUAAGGAAGGUUUCGAGCGUUGGAUGAGUUGGACGCGUCCCUUCCAUUUGCCCCAUCUUUGGAACGUGCAUGACUUGUAUUACAAUCUCCGCCUGCCUAAACGUGCCUGGUGGCUGGAGACCGGCCAGAUGGACAAGCUGAAAACUUCCGUGAAGGAAACGGAUGUUAAUCUUACCCUAAAACAUAUUUCAGGAGCGUUCUACUUUUUGGUUGGAUGCCAUUUAAUUUCCAGCCUGCACUUUACUGUUGAAAUUUUGUGGUCUAGGUUUAAACCGUUUUUCAAAAGAUUUCACAAGAAAUAGUUAGCUAUACAGAAUAAUACAAAAUAAUAUUGAAGAUUGUCGAUAACAAUGCAAAUAACUUGUAAAUAACACAUGCCGUUAUCUGUAUAAUGGACAGGAUAUAAUAAGUGCAUAUGUGUAAGUUUAAUAAAAGAA
This is a messenger RNA of Folsomia candida, 1780 nucleotides long. Its product is annotated as glutamate receptor ionotropic, delta-2-like. The record is from RefSeq and is a predicted model, not a curated record. Gene Ontology annotation, cellular component: membrane. Gene Ontology annotation, molecular function: ligand-gated monoatomic ion channel activity. Lineage: Eukaryota; Metazoa; Arthropoda; Collembola; Entomobryomorpha; Isotomidae. The transcript is spliced from 5 exons. Bases 500 to 1645 code for a protein of 381 amino acids.